Molecule: messenger RNA, 1287 nt
Organism: Hirsutella rhossiliensis
Lineage: Eukaryota; Fungi; Ascomycota; Sordariomycetes; Hypocreales; Ophiocordycipitaceae
Product: glycosyl hydrolase family 76 protein
Exons: 2
Coding region: 1-1287 (428 amino acids)
Biological process (GO): fungal-type cell wall biogenesis; carbohydrate catabolic process
Molecular function (GO): mannan endo-1,6-alpha-mannosidase activity
Source: RefSeq, a predicted model, not a curated record
AUGGAAGCCGCGAGCACCCUCGCGGCCGAUUCUAUGAGCUUUUACGAUGGCGACGUGCCUGGUAAAACGCCGGGCCUUCUGUACAAGAAGCCCGACCCCGAGCUCUGGUGGUGGGCAGGAGGCGUUCUCUUUGGCACCAUCAUUGAAUACUCUCACUACACAAAGGACACGAAAUAUAACGCCGCCACCAAGGCGGCCAUGGUCCACCAAGCUGGCGCGAACCAAGACUUUCUCACGCCCAACUGGACUGCCCACAUGGGAAACGACGACCAAGGGUUUUGGGGAUUGUCUGCAAUGUCAGCUGCCGAGACCAACUUCGAUAACCCCGAACCCAACGAACCCCAGUGGCUAGCAACUGCCCAGGGUGUCUUCAACACAAUGGCGGCUCCUGAACGUCACGACCAAGUAUGCGGAGGAGGCCUCCGAUGGCAGCUCAACUUGUAUAGCAAGGGUUACAACUAUAAAAACAGCAUUUCCAACGGCCUCUUCUUCAACCUGGGCGCGAGACUGGCCCGGUAUACCGGGAACAAAACGUACGAAGAACGGGCCAACCAGGUGUGGGACUGGGAGCGCAAAGUGGGCUUGAUCACCGACACCUACGCCGUAUACGACGGGGCUUCUGAUGCGGACAACUGCGCCAAUAUCGAUACAUCCGAGUACACAUAUAACUCUGGCGUCUUCCUUCAUGGUGCAGCGUUCUUGUAUAACUUUACCGACGGGUCUCCGAUAUGGCGCGAACGAGUCGAGGGGUUGCUGGAUCAUAUGCUCGCCAAAUUCUUUCCCAAUAAGAUCGCCGUCGAGGUUGUCUGCCAGAACGACGAGACAAACCUGUGCGAACGCGACUCGUUGAUCUUCAAGGGUGUAGUCCAUCGUUGGCUCGCCAAUGUCGCCCAAAUCGCCCCCUUUACCGCCGAAAAGAUACUUCCAGUGCUGAAGGAGUCAGCCAAGGCUGCCGUGAGCCAAUGCACGGGCGGCGACAACGGCCGUAUGUGCGGCUUCCAAUGGUCGUCGGGGAAAUACGACGGCAAGACCAAUGUUGGCACCGAGAUGAGUGUCCUGAGUGCCGUCGUUUCUGUCUUGGGUUUGAGGACACACGCUCCCGGGCCAAUUACUGAGCAAACGGGUGGGACCAGCCAAGGAGACUCUACCGCCGGUGCCGGCGCUGGAGGGGGAAAUACUCCGGUACUGUCGCCCAUUACCGUGGGAAGCAAGGUGGCCGCCAGUUUUCUUACCCUGGUUGUUCUCCUGGGUAUUGUCGGUAUUCAGGUGUGGAUGAUCUUAGAGUAG